AACCCUAAAAAUCGCUCCAUCACUAAUCCACCCAACAAUUAAAAUCGAUCAAAUUAAUCAUGGAAGCUCAAUAUCGUCGUGUUAUUGCAGCAGCGGUCAUCCUCGCCGCCGCGAUUCUCGCCGUCUCCUCCGUAUCGGAGGCGGCGGUGAACUGCGGCCGGGUGGACCUCGCUUUGGCGCCUUGCCUGAAUUACCUCCGGGGGCGCGGCGGGAACUACCCAUCGAAGCCGUGCUGCGACGGCGUUAGGGCGGUGAAGGGAAUGGUUGGGUCGCCGGCCGACCGGAGAGCCGCCUGCAACUGCGUGAAGGCCGCCGCGAACCGCUACGCUGACCUGAAGGACGCGGCGGCGCAGAGCCUCGCCGGAAAGUGUGGGGUCCAGCUCAGCAUCCCCGUCUCCCGCUAUGUUGACUGUAACAAGCUUAAGUGAGAAUUGAUGACGUGGAGGAAAUCAAUAAAGUUGAUUGGAUAAUUGAUAACAUUUGUGGAAAAAUUAGGGUUUUCUGCAAAUUGUAAUCUAUUAAUAAAAAUUAAUAAUGUGUUGGGACAUGGUAA
Messenger RNA from Andrographis paniculata, 553 nucleotides. RefSeq names its product non-specific lipid-transfer protein 1-like. Gene Ontology annotation, molecular function: lipid binding. Gene Ontology annotation, cellular component: membrane. Gene Ontology annotation, biological process: lipid transport. The transcript is spliced from 2 exons. NCBI's taxonomy places the organism in Eukaryota, Viridiplantae, Streptophyta, Magnoliopsida, Lamiales, Acanthaceae. Bases 60 to 428 code for a protein of 122 amino acids. The record is from RefSeq and is a predicted model, not a curated record.